GUUCAAAAGUUUAAAUGGGCUUUUCUGAGAAACCCUAAGCCUAACAUUUCUGGGAGGUGCUUUAUUUAUAAAUCUCGAUUGAAACACUGCAAACCCUAGUCUUGUCUUUUGAGCGGCGCCAUCCAAGAAAUUUGCCGAGUGUUCCAAUCGCAAUCUUAGAGACAAUGUCGACGGUCGGAGAACUUGCUUGCAGCUACGCUGUUAUGAUCCUUGAGGACGAGGGCAUUUCCAUCACGUCUGACAAGAUUGCGACUUUGGUCAAAGUCGCUGGUGUCGAGAUCGAGCCGUACUGGCCAAUGCUAUUCGCCAAGAUGGCCGAGAAGCGUAACGUCACUGACCUCAUCAUGACUGUCGGUGCUGGUGGCGGUGGAGGUGGUGCACCUGUUGCUGCUGCUGCCCCCGCUGCUGGUGGAGGAGCCGCAGCUGCUGCUCCCGCCAAGGAAGAGAAGAAGGACGAGCCAGCAGAAGAGAGCGAUGGAGAUCUUGGAUUCGGCUUGUUCGACUAGAUUUCUCCUUUGUUUCACUCCUUAUUAUGUGUUCUGUUGCUUUAGUUAAUCUGAGAUUUUCAUUUUUGCCAUUUUCGAAAUUGCUACUACACUUUGGUCCAGUUAUAUUAUGUACUCCACUUCGAAUUUGCAAGUCUCUUUUCUGAUUCGAUCUUUAAAUUAAGAAAUUAUGAAUA
Messenger RNA from Brassica oleracea var. oleracea, 682 nucleotides. RefSeq names its product 60S acidic ribosomal protein P1-2-like. Gene Ontology annotation, molecular function: ribonucleoprotein complex binding; protein kinase activator activity; structural constituent of ribosome. The transcript is spliced from 3 exons. Gene Ontology annotation, cellular component: ribosome; cytosolic large ribosomal subunit. The record is from RefSeq and is a predicted model, not a curated record. Gene Ontology annotation, biological process: cytoplasmic translation; translational elongation. Bases 165 to 506 code for a protein of 113 amino acids. NCBI's taxonomy places the organism in Eukaryota, Viridiplantae, Streptophyta, Magnoliopsida, Brassicales, Brassicaceae.